Setaria italica (foxtail millet) is the source of this 1083-nucleotide messenger RNA. RefSeq names its product PITH domain-containing protein 1. The transcript is spliced from 10 exons. NCBI's taxonomy places the organism in Eukaryota, Viridiplantae, Streptophyta, Magnoliopsida, Poales, Poaceae. The record is from RefSeq and is a predicted model, not a curated record. Bases 215 to 829 code for a protein of 204 amino acids.
GACUGCAGAGUCCAGACCCCACGACGCCAAAAGGCAUUCAGGGCAGGCAAGCGAUUCGCAGCCCCUCCUAUAUACCCGCCCACCAGGAGGAAGUCGGAAGGAGUCCAGACUCCGCAAGGGGACAAAACGAGAGCAAAUCGAAGCAGGACACGGCUGCUGGCCGCCGCAUUCGGAGAGGAGGAGCGCGAGCGGGAGCGGGAGCGGGAGAGGAGGGAUGGCGUGCCUGCACGAUCACAGCUGCGAGGAUCACAACUGCGCCGCCGACUGGUCGCUCUACAACCACGUCGACACCCCCAAGGUGGUGGCUCUGAACGAAUCUGUGCCUGGGAGCGUCAAGUCGGUCUUCAAGCCCUGGGAGCAGCGCCUCGACACCUCGGGGGGUUUUCUGGAGAGUAAUGAUGGUGACCCUGAGCUACUUAUUUUCAUCCCGUUCACAUCAGAUGUUAAGAUCAAGAGCAUUUCUGUUGUUGGUGGUGCUGAUGGAACAAGCCCUUCAAGAAUGAGAGCGUUUAUCAACAGAGAAGGCAUUGACUUUUCUGAUGCUCAAAACAUGCAGCCCGUGCAGGAAUGGGAGUUAGCAGAGAACCUGCAAGGAACACUUGAGUACCAAACAAGAUAUUCAAGGUUCCAAGGUGUGGCUAACCUAACUCUGCAUUUUUCUGACAACUUUGGUGGCGAUACAACUAAGAUUUAUUACAUUGGACUACGCGGUGAAGCCACUCAGAACAAAAGGGACGUCGUGGCGACAAUCGUUUAUGAAGUCAUGCCCAAUCCUUCGGACCACAAAACAAAAUCUGAGACUGGAGGAGGUUUCUCGCAUGUUGAGUAGGCAUCAUUGCCAGAGCUUGGGAGAAGCUGAGCACUGCGUCUUCUGGAGGCAAAUGUGCACUUCUCUUCCACGAAUAAGAUAAUCCCAGCUGCUAGUCUUGUAGCUUGACUUUUUUUAGUACUGAACCCUGUACCUGUGGAUGCUGUUAGUCUGUUAUUUUCGGGAGAAUUCUGUACGUGUGAACGCUGUAACUUGUUGCUGAUGCUAUCAUAAGAAUUGGUCGCUCGCUUAUCAUGGUACUCAUGCCUUAUUCA